Messenger RNA from Labeo rohita (rohu), 1456 nucleotides. RefSeq names its product zinc finger, AN1-type domain 5a (gene zfand5a). Gene Ontology annotation, molecular function: DNA binding; zinc ion binding. The record is from RefSeq and is a predicted model, not a curated record. The coding region runs from base 170 to 811 and encodes 213 amino acids. NCBI's taxonomy places the organism in Eukaryota, Metazoa, Chordata, Actinopteri, Cypriniformes, Cyprinidae. The transcript is spliced from 6 exons.
AAGGAAACAAACAGAGUGAAAGAAGAGAGAGCUCGGGAGAGGACGGGAGAGGAAUUUACUUAUUUACAUCACCGACAAAGCCUCGGGAGGAAGACAAACUCCUUUUCGAAGAGUUCCUGUUCCUUAACCGGCAUUCAUCGACCGAUUAGAUUUUAAAAGUCUUCGAGCAAUGGCCCAAGAGACAAACCAGAGUCCCGUGCCUAUACUGUGUACCACAGGCUGUGGUUUCUAUGGCAACCCUAGGACCAAUGGCAUGUGCUCGGUAUGCUAUAAGGAGCACCUGAACAGACAGCAAAGCAGUGAUCGUAGUCCCAUGAGCCCCCUGGCUGGCAGCCCCUCAGCAGAGGCCUCCGCUAUACAGAGACUAGAAGCCAGCAUAAACAAAGCAGAGCCUUCACCUGCACCCAGCACAGAUACCAUGAGAGAAAGUAUUCCUUCAACCUCUUUACCAGUCACACAACAGAUGACAGAAAUGAGCAUUUCUCGAGACGAAAAGGCCCUGUCUCCUAAAGCUGAGGCUGCUGAACCAGUCAUAACACAGCCCACCUCGUCCUACUCCCCCAUCCCCGUGGCUCAGGGCAGCGAUGAAGGCAAGAGCCCAGAUUCCUCGAAACCUAAGAAAAAUAGAUGCUUUACCUGCCGUAAAAGAGUCGGACUAACAGGUUUCAACUGUCGAUGUGGUAAUCUGUUCUGUGGAAUUCACCGGUACUCAGACAAGCACAACUGCACUUACGAUUACAAGGCAGAAGCUGCUGCUAAGAUCCGUAAGGAGAAUCCCGUAGUGGUGGCCGAUAAGAUCCAGAGAAUAUAAGCUUUACCCUGUUUCUCCAAUAACACUGGUGGAUAAAAUGGACGACUUGAAAAACGGACUUGUGUUUUUCGAUCACUCUAAGAGGAAAGUGAGAGAACUGUACCGUCUGAGGCUCAUGCAUGAACGAUCUUGACAGAUUUUUUUGGUUUUCGAAUAGGUAUUAAUUUCCUUCCGUUUUGUUUUGCUCUCCUCUCUGUGGUGUUUUAUGCUAGUUAUCUUGCAUAUUCUUUUUAUUUUCUAAAGCAUAGGACACCUUUCAGGAAAUUUUUAGCUUUUAUAUUCGUUUUUUUGCCUGUUCCCGCCAUCAAGCAAUGGGAGUGGCAGAUACUCUGUGCCAAAACGUGGCCGUGUAGUUUCUGAGUAAGUAGUGUUCCGCCUUUGACUUAUCAUGAAUGACGCUGGAUUUUUCAAGAGGUGUGUCAGAGCUCUACCUGAUGAUAUGUGCAGCAUGUUUCGGUCUGUUAAACUGCAGUUUAUCAUUACAGUCUGUUCUAGCAAAAUCAGUUGGAAUGCGAGGCCGCCCAGUCGUUAAUACCAUUUAUUUAGCAUUAUUUUAGAAUGUGAACUUGCUACUGUGACAUCAUACCUUUUCUUUGUUUUUAAAUGAAAGGUUGAGAUUCAUCAGAAGUAAUUUUUUUUUUUUUU